GCAUUCAUUCAUAGUUAAAUAAUUACAUUUUUUUCAUAAAAAAUGUUGAAUUUGACAAAACUUGUACUUCAUAUGAAGAGACCUGCCGCAGCCAAUUACUGUGUGAAAACUGUUUACAAUGGAAAUAAGUUUUUAAUAAGCAGAAAAUUAUUCGAGAAUGAGCAAUGUUCACAAAAGAAAAAUACUACCACAGAACUGGACAGUAAAUGUGUAUCAAAUUUGACUCUUUAUCACGAGCUGUUGGACGUAAACAAUGACGGUGUUGUAUCCAUCGAAGAUUUAAAGGAACUGACUAAACGUUUUUCAAAACUCAACGACAUGACGGACGAACAAAGUUUUAUGUUCAGCAGAGUCAUUGAAAACUUAUGGUACAAACAUUGGGGAUGCAUUGAUCCGUUCGAUUACGUUACGGUAGAGAAAUAUUUGAAGUACGUCCAGUACAUGAAACAAAACGAUGCAGGUCUGGAGGAUGAAGUUGUUCAACUAUUGCCAUACUUGUUUAAGGCUGUUGACAAAGACCAGGAUGGAGAUAUUUCAAAAGAAGAGUAUAUUAAAUUUUUGGAAUGUAUUGGGACAUCAAAGAAGACUAACUUGAUCAAGUCAUUGGGCAUUAUAAACGACAAAGAUGAUACCAUUAAACUGGAAGAUUUAAUGUUGAUUAUUAAACACCAUUUGUUUCACAUUAAAGAUAAAACUGAUGAUACCACAAUAAACAACGGCACCAUUAGCUAUAACUAACAAUAAUUAUAAUUUACAACUUAAUAUCAUUGAUA
This is a messenger RNA of Myzus persicae (green peach aphid), 773 nucleotides long. It is a transcript of the gene CBP, whose product is annotated as sarcoplasmic calcium-binding protein. The transcript has 6 exons. Bases 43 to 738 code for a protein of 231 amino acids. The record is from RefSeq and is a predicted model, not a curated record. NCBI's taxonomy places the organism in Eukaryota, Metazoa, Arthropoda, Insecta, Hemiptera, Aphididae. Gene Ontology annotation, molecular function: calcium ion binding.